AUGGAUUCUUUCGACUCCUUCAUCAACCAGUCACUCGUCGACAACUCCUCAGAUAUCACAACAGACAAAUCAUCCGCAUACAGCAACGAGCUCCUCCUUCAGCUUUUUCUAACGGCAGUCAACCAGCCAGCAACAGAGGAGACUGUGGACCCUAAUUCUCUUCUUCAAACCUCUGACCCCGAGGAUGCCCUGCUGGCUGCUGCCCUGAUGGAGGCCCUGGCGCCACUGCCAUCUGAAAUUAUUACACCCUCGCCUCUUGCUUCUUCUUCCGAUGAUGCUUCUUCUUCUGGCGUGAAGGGGCAGGAGGAAAUGGAAAUCGACAUUGAUGCUUAUGCUUAUGCUUAUAAUGUAGCUGCUGUCAAGCAGGAGGAGGCGUCAGCCGUGCUUCCAGGCGCUGCUUUUGUAGUAAAGGGGGAGGGCAGUGAGCAGACCACUAUUCAGCAGCAGGCCUUGAAUGCUGCUGCUGCUACUGCUGCCGCAUCUGUUUCUGCUGCUAAUGUUUCUAGCGCUAAGCGAUCCGCAGUUGGCAGCCAGAGUCACCAGCAAAACCAACCCCAGCAGAAGAAGGCCGCACGCGAGCUUGUAGCAACCACUGUUUCUGCUUCUGCGCCUGCUUCUGCGCCUGCACCUGCUUCUGCACCUGCUUCUGCACCUGGACCUGCGCCUUCUUCCAAGAGAAGUUCUCCCGAGUUGCACGCCAAUGAUGACACCUUUGACGAUAUUGACAUGGAGGGCAUUGACAUCAAGAGUUUGUCGUCAAAAGAGAGACGCCAGUUAAGAAACAAAAUCUCAGCCCGCAAUUUCCGCGUUCGCCGCAAGGAGUACAUUUCGACGCUCGAGGCCGAGGCCCGUGUUUACAAAGAGGAGAAUGACAGCCUGAAGGCCGAGCUGGCAGUGUCCAAGAGGGACAACACCCAACUGCGCGACGAAGUUCACAAGCUGCGCCUCAAGCUGCAUCAGCUCACAACCAACACUCCCUCUGCUGUGCUUGCGGCGCGUCCAACGACUUCCGCAUCAUCACCAUCAUUGGCUGCUGCCGCUGGUGUGAAGCCACAGACUGCCAGUGUCAUGCCUCGGUUCAAUCCACACAAGGAUAUUUCGCCUGCUGCUGCGGCCGCUGCUGCCGCCACCAAAAAGGCAAAUGCCGGUGCUUCCCCAGCUUCGUCGGCCUCAGCAGCAGCAGCUGGUGCCGGAGCCGCCGGUCCUAGUACUGGUGGCGCUGCUGGUAAUUGGGCCGCGAAAAACAACCGGUCCGGCUAUAUUACUGUAAAUACCGCGACCAUGCCCUUGGACGAGCAAAGGGUCACUUGCGAGGAGCUUUUGGCCGAAUCACGUCGGCAGCAGACUGUCGAUGCACUGUUGAGUGUUGCAGACAGCAACAGUGAUAUGCCAGUAUUGCCAUCGGUUGCGGACAUUUUGGCUUUUGCUGGGCUGAUUGCUGACUUUGUGUGCUCGCAGAUCGCCAUCGAAUCGUCGCUGACUAUGCAUUAUUCAGGAACGCACGCCGCUGUAUUUUGA
Kickxella alabastrina is the source of this 1518-nucleotide messenger RNA. RefSeq lists its product as uncharacterized. NCBI's taxonomy places the organism in Eukaryota, Fungi, Kickxellomycota, Kickxellomycetes, Kickxellales, Kickxellaceae. The record is from RefSeq and is a predicted model, not a curated record. Gene Ontology annotation, molecular function: DNA-binding transcription factor activity, RNA polymerase II-specific; RNA polymerase II cis-regulatory region sequence-specific DNA binding. Bases 1 to 1518 code for a protein of 505 amino acids. The transcript has 2 exons. Gene Ontology annotation, biological process: regulation of transcription by RNA polymerase II.